Messenger RNA from Tachyglossus aculeatus (Australian echidna), 1323 nucleotides. It is a transcript of the gene UFM1, whose product is annotated as ubiquitin fold modifier 1. Lineage: Eukaryota; Metazoa; Chordata; Mammalia; Monotremata; Tachyglossidae. The record is from RefSeq and is a predicted model, not a curated record. The coding region runs from base 94 to 351 and encodes 85 amino acids. Gene Ontology annotation, biological process: protein K69-linked ufmylation. The transcript has 6 exons. Gene Ontology annotation, cellular component: cytoplasm; nucleus.
GGCCGGAGGCCCCCGGCGGAGGGAGACGUGGGCCCGAGCGGAGGAGCGCAUGCGCGCAGGUCGGAGGUCUCGCGCCCCCACCCGGACCGCGCCAUGUCGAAGGUUUCCUUUAAGAUAACGCUGACUUCGGACCCGCGGCUGCCCUACAAAGUCCUAAGUGUUCCUGAAAAUACUCCUUUCACAGCAGUCUUAAAGUUUGCUGCAGAAGAAUUUAAAGUUCCUGCAGCAACAAGUGCCAUCAUAACAAACGAUGGAAUCGGAAUAAAUCCCGCCCAGACAGCUGGAAACGUUUUCCUAAAGCAUGGUUCCGAAUUACGAAUUAUUCCUAGAGACCGUGUCGGGAGCUGUUAACAUCCACUAACUGGAUUCUAGAAUAAGGGAACAAGCCAAUUCCAAUUGAAUGUUUAUAUUUAUUUUGUAACCUCGCUAUUUAAAAUUUUAUGCAUCAAUUUUAGGAAGUAAAAUAAGAAAUGGCAUUAGUUCCCCUCAGAAUUUUUCACCAAGGAUAUCCCUCUAAAGCUGUUGAUAUUUGGCAUUGACCUGGUUCCCAUCGUUUGUCCCUAGGUUUCUCAGAGCAGUUUCUGUAUUGAAAAAGGCAAUUGGCUGCAGCAAAAAGACACUAUAUAUGAGAUAAUGUAGAAAUACAAGUUUCUUCUCCACUCCCCCCACCCCAGUACUGUCGUGCUUCAACAGAAAUAGUAAUGUGGGGAAGUGCUAAUCAGUUUCUUUAACAAGAGGAAAGUACUAAGCAAAGUCUUCCCUAGUAAAAUCUGAAAAGUUAAAUAUUUGAAAACAUAAGACUUCCAGGGCACAAACAUUGGUAGACGGAAUGGUACAUUAUGAGUCUCCUACAGUCUUGCUAAAGAGUAUCUUUAUUCUUGAGUUUACUAUCAUUUGGAGCUUCCAGGUCUAAAUCGACUUCAAUUUUUCAUUAAAAUCGAAAAUUUAAAGAUAACUUACUAAGGGUCAACAACUGAACUGUGUAAGUUUGCACGAAUUAUGGGAAUUGGCAUCAGACCCCUAUUCAGUUUUAUUUGAAACCCAGAAAUAUAUGGUUUAUGUUGGUUAAUUUAAAUUAAAUGCAGUGUAAUAGAUAUUGAGUUCCAUGUACCUUUAAUGACACACUAGAACAAGAUCUGUUUAGUGUCGCUCGUGUUGUAGAAAGAAUCAAAAUGAUGGGAGUCCGGUGCAAUGAAAUUGUUUAAAUUAUUGUGUUUUAAUUCGUUAAGCAGUUUCUGUAAUAAAUUAUCUAAUUAAAACUAAAUUGGUUACACCUAUACACAGAUCUUUUCAUUAAAGAAAUAUAUUUGUGCCCCUCGACAA